Messenger RNA from Penicillium atrosanguineum, 468 nucleotides. RefSeq names its product EXPERA domain-containing protein. The record is from RefSeq and is a predicted model, not a curated record. Bases 1 to 468 code for a protein of 155 amino acids. Lineage: Eukaryota; Fungi; Ascomycota; Eurotiomycetes; Eurotiales; Aspergillaceae. The transcript has 2 exons. Gene Ontology annotation, cellular component: endoplasmic reticulum.
AUGCUCCCCACUCGCAAGCGCGAUUGCGCAUAUCUGAUCUUCUUCGCCACCCACAUCCCCGUCAUAUUCCUUAUUGAUACGGUCCCUCUCCUGCCCCCUUUCAUGGUGACCUCCCUCUCCCACACCCUCCGCGACUUCUAUAUAACCACCUACCGCGACAAAUUCUUCUCCGAGCCCCCAACCUGGUUCACCGCCUUCAUAUGGAUGGAACUCCUCUACCAUGUGCCAUUGAGUCUGUGGGCCGUGUGGGGGUUAAUGCGCGACCAUCCAUUGGUGCCGGUGCAGCUUCUGAUUUUCGGGGUUCAGGCUUUCGUCACCUCCCUGACAUGCCUGGUGGAAGUCUGGAACUGGCCGGACCGCUCCGUCGCCGAAAAGCAGCAGAUCACCUCACUCUAUGGCCCUUACGUAGCUCUGGGUAUGUACUUUCCCCUCCGGGCCGUGCCUGGUGGCUUGGCAUUUGUGAUGUGA